This is a messenger RNA of Toxorhynchites rutilus septentrionalis, 2898 nucleotides long. RefSeq lists its product as uncharacterized. The record is from RefSeq and is a predicted model, not a curated record. Lineage: Eukaryota; Metazoa; Arthropoda; Insecta; Diptera; Culicidae. The transcript is spliced from 2 exons. Bases 1 to 2898 code for a protein of 965 amino acids.
AUGGCGGAAGGGCUUGAAAAGGAGCGAUUGCUGUCACGAAGGAGGACUCUUCUCACGACACUGGGUCGGGCAGAGGCAUUUGUGGAAAAUUAUGAUGCGGAACGGGAUCAAGCACAGGUGCAAAUGCGAAUAACACAUCUGGACAACAUGUAUUCGAAUUUGGAAAGCAUACAACAGGAUUUGGAAGACCUAGAGGAUGAGGGUGAAGGUGAGCCAACGGAUCAAUGGAGCAGCAUCCUCGAACAUCUUAUGUGUACACGUUUAAAUAAUGACACUCUGAAAGCGUGGGAGGACCAUGCAUCAACGGUGGAAGAUCCGAACUAUUUCUGUUUAAUUGAGUUUCUCAAUCGGCGAACACGGGUCUUAGAGUCGAUAUCUGUAAAUCAUCAUAAUGAUCAAGCAGGCUCCGGCAGUUCCAUCAAUCAUUCGAAGAAACCAUAUCGCCUCCAGCUUUCAUGUUCGACAACAUCAGGCUCUAACGACAAAUGUCCCGCGUGUAAUCAUCAACAUCUUUUAAUGAAAUGCUUAAAAUUCAAUCGCCUUUCGCUUGUCGGACGUCAGCAAUUGGUCAAUUCCGAACGCUUGUGCAGCAAUUGUUUGAAGAGAGACCACUUUGUGCGCGAAUGUCCAUCCACAUUCAAUUGCAAAUUCUGUAACCGCCGUCAUCAUACGCUUCUUCACCAGGCCAAUGCUGAUGGAGUUCGGACAACAGCAAACACCAGUCGAAUUCCUGGGCCCACUGCUACACCAUCAACGUUUCUUCGAUUCGGUAAUUCGAAUGAAUAUUCACAGCAAGCACUAGUUACCGCGACGGAGAUUGCCCCUCUAGUUGAAGUCAGUACACCACUCCAUCAACCUACCGAAAACGUUUUCUUGUUGACUGCUGUAGUACAGAUCGUCGAUGCAUAUGGUCAGACCCAUCUUGCACGGGCCCUUCUAGAUAGUGCCUCGCAGCCGAAUUUAAUCACCGUGCGCAUGGCACAUAUGCUGAGAUUGAAGAGAAACAACGUAAAUGUUACCAUCCAGGUGGCAGGUCAAAUGUCUAAACUUGUCCGUGAAUCGGUUUUCACACAAAUAAAGUCAAGGAAAGAAAACUUCUGCUGUGGAGUAAACUUCUUAGUUAUGGAUAAGGUCACUGCGAACCUCCCAUCACAAAAUAUAUCUACUACAGGAUGGAAAAUUCCCAGCGAGCUAUUUUUAGCUGACCCCUCGUUCAAUGAAUCUCAACCCAUCGACAUGGUGUUAGGUGCAAAACACUUCCACACAUUUUUCCCUAACGCAACCCGCGUUCAGUUGGGAGGUCAACUUCCAAUGCUAAUAGAUAGCGUAUUCGGAUGGAUUGUUGCCGGUUCCGCCUGCUCAACUAUGUGUACAGAUUCAACCCCACAUUCCUAUAGGGUUGUUGCUGUAUCUAUGUUAUCAUUAGAAGAGAGCCUAGAACGAUUUUGGAAAACGGAAGAACUGGCUGUUAGAGAUAAAUAUUCAGUCCAAGAACGACAAUGUGAGUCGUUUUACAAAUUGACCACCACGAGAAACAAUGAAGGGAGAUACAUCGUUCGUUUGCCGCGUGUACCAGACUUCGAAGUUAUGCUGGGGGAAUCCAAAUCUUCCGCUUUAAGGAGAUUCGAGCAGCUAGAAAGAAAGCUUGAGCGAGAACCAAAAUUGAAAGAGGGCUACCAUGAGUUCAUACGAGAAUAUAUCGACCUUGGUCACAUGCGACAAAUUGAGAAUUCCAAAGACGAUGAUUUUCCGGUGUACUAUCUCCCCCAUCACCCCGUUAUUAAAGAUUCGAGUAGUACAACCAAGCUUCGGGUUGUGUUUGAUGCAUCGGCAAAGACGUCAACUGGGUUUUCCCUAAACGAUGCCCUCCGCGUGGGUCCUGUUGCACAGGACGAAUUGCUCACACUCAUCCUUCGCUUUCGCACAUAUCAAGUCGCUUUGGUUAGCGAUAUUGCGAAGAUGUAUCGCCAAAUACUAGUUCAUCGAGACGAUAUAUCAUUGCAACGCAUUUUAUGGCGAUUUCCACCUCAUUCUCCGAUACAGAUUUUCGAGCUUUUAACCGUCACUUAUGGUCUCGCACCGUCAUCAUUCCUGGCAACGCGAACACUUCAGCAGCUAGCAUUGGAUAGCGUGAAUCAUUUUCCUAUCGCCGCUACUGCUUUGCAGAACAAUUUUUAUAUGGACGACUUCAUAGGAGGAACUCAGUCCAUCGAAGACGCAAUCCAUUUACGAAAACAACUAACCAAAUUACUCGCUAAGGGGGGUUUCGAGCUACGAAAGUGGACCUCCAACAAACUAGCCGUUCUAUCCGGUUUAAGAGGUGACCAAAUUGGUACACAAUCUGUUCUCACAUUUAGUCCCAACGAAACUAUAAAAACUCUCGGUAUCUGUUGGGAACCAGAACCAGAUUCUCUACGUUUCGAUUCGGCAAUAAUUAGCAACGAUGAACAGGCAACGAAACGUACGAUUUUGUCAACCAUUGCGAAACUUUUUGAUCCCUUGGGAUUGAUCGCCCCGGUCGUAAUAAAAGCGAAAAUUAUUAUGCAAGAAUUAUGGCUGCUGUCUUGCGAUUGGGAUGAUCCAGUGCCUAAAACUUUAGAUCGCAAAUGGAAAACGUAUUGUAGAGAGUUACCGAACAUUUCUGCAUACCGUGUGGAUCGCUAUGCAUUUUUGCCCAACGCCACUGUGAUGUUGCAUACAUUUGCUGACGCCUCAGAAGCCGCCUACGGAGCGUGCACAUAUGCCCGAAGUGAAGACUCUGAAGGAAAUAUAAAGGUACAAUUGCUUGCCUCAAAAUCCAGAGUUGCACCGCUGAAACGAUUGAACAGUAGCCCGUCUGGAAUUAUGUGCUGCUGUAUUAGCUGCUCAUCUACAUGUCCGUAUAAAAGAAGCCAUUAA